ACUCAACCUCAGGGCGUUCAACAAGGAACCUUUGGAUUACUGUCUUGUGGUUGACCAUAUUUGGACUAAUACUUCAUCUCAAAGAAUCACGGGGAUACCUGCGGCCGUUGAAGAUUUUCUUUGGGGGAAACUACACCCUCCCAAAAACCAGAUAGCUUCGAAUAAUAACCGAAAGAACUUUUGAAACGGAAAGUGCACGGCCAACACGAGCAGACAUGUCUUGUUUUGUGAUGUUUCGCUUCCUUGCUGUCGGAGACACACUCAGCAGGGGACCUUGAACUCGGUCUACUUCAACUGUAUUUAUAAAGUUAAACAUCGAAGGGAAAACCUCCAAAGAGAAGACAAAAGAGUAAUAAAAGCAACUUCAAUCCACUUUUGAGCUUCAUUUCUUAAAAAAAAAAGACCACAAUAAAUCGUGUAAUAAAAAAAUAAAAACAAUGGCGCUCACCACCGUUAACAUCGCGACCCUAUACUCGUCGGCGCAGUGCGUGCUUUCGGUCGUCGGGUCUGUGGGCGUGAUCUUGCUCUUCGCCGGGAUUCCACAGCUCAUCUACUCCGACGUCAUCAGCGUGGCGAACCUCCUGACGUUUAUUCUAGGAGCGGUUCUCAUCACGACGAUGGUAGCCGGCAACUCCUUCCUUAAUUACAAGUACCGCAGAAUCACGAGGGCGGCGCAGGAGAGCGGGCGUGACAGUUCCGAGGCGGGUACAUCCCAGGCAGACACAGAGGACAAGCCACCCAGCUACGACGCCAUCCUAGACUCCGACGGCCUUCCCCCUAACUACUACAGCGUGGUCUCUGAGAAACCGCCGAGAUACGAAGACAUUGUCGGGGGAAGAUGCACAGAAGCCAGCUCGGAGACGCAGCCACAAUGCGAGCCGAGUCAGGCAGCCACGGAACCUCCUCCGCUCGAGAUCAUCCAGACUCCAGCAGAGGUCAACGUCGUACUGCAAGAGGGACAGCCCAAGAGCAUCGUCCUAGACCACAGAGAAACGUCCUCCUCCGCCGCCGCACCGAAGGACGUUGUUAGCAAGCUCGGGUGCGAGAAUCCCUCCUUCGACAGACAGGAGACAGAUGUCGCGGAGGCUACGUGUACUCGCCUCAACGAAUCGGAGUCGUAGAAGAGGAUAGUGCAAAGUGGCCUGUUGGUUUUAGACGGGCAGGUUCAAAGAGGGGAAAAGCAAUGACGACGGUCCUGUUUGAUAAUUGUGCAAUAAUACUUGUAACAACGAAAUAAGGGAAAUGGGAAUUGCAGUAGGUCAUGGCAGACGGAAGACCUGUGACGAUAGCCUGCGUGGUUGUCCUUUUCUUAGACACAGAAAGACCUGUGACGAUAGAC
Molecule: messenger RNA, 1339 nt
Organism: Penaeus indicus
Lineage: Eukaryota; Metazoa; Arthropoda; Malacostraca; Decapoda; Penaeidae
Exons: 4
Coding region: 438-1121 (227 amino acids)
Source: RefSeq, a predicted model, not a curated record